Messenger RNA from Cucumis sativus (cucumber), 2816 nucleotides. Its product is annotated as pentatricopeptide repeat-containing protein At4g37170. Gene Ontology annotation, biological process: RNA modification. NCBI's taxonomy places the organism in Eukaryota, Viridiplantae, Streptophyta, Magnoliopsida, Cucurbitales, Cucurbitaceae. The record is from RefSeq and is a predicted model, not a curated record. The coding region runs from base 623 to 2680 and encodes 685 amino acids. The transcript is spliced from 2 exons. Gene Ontology annotation, molecular function: protein binding; RNA binding; zinc ion binding.
UUUUCUGUUAAACAUUUUAGGGUUUCGAUCAAACUUAAUUUUGAAAGAAUACCCCUUCCUUCCCUUCCCUCCUCGUUGCAAGCUUCUCCCUCUUCAUCAAUGGCGUCCGACCAGAACCACGGUGGCCAUGUUCAACCUUGUUUUGAUCGACAACUCUGUUCUUGGGAAAUCGAACCUCCUCUUGCCAUUCUGUCGGAAUGAGAUUGAUGUUAACUACAAGGCCUCAAUCGGCGUCGAAUUUCAGAUUCAAGUGCUGAAAAUCAAUGGAAAAGAGAUUUCGAAGUAGGGGAUUCUUGGAUGAUGGGUUUUGGUGGAGGAAUCCCCAAACGAACAAAAUGCCUUUUAAUAAUCCCUAAACCCGAAGAUUGGUUGGGUUUUCUUUUUUUCAAGUUCCAUCUUUUUCAUUUAGGUGAAGCAGGGAAUCGAUGAACUGAGAUGAUUUUUUUUAUUUAGAUAUGGGUUUAUGUUAUGAAGUUUUUCCUCUCUUUGGUUGCAGUAUAAAGGAGAUAUGAAAAGGAUGAACAGAUUUCGCUUGCGAAAUGUUCACUUUAUAAUUGUUCCAAGCUUGAGGAAAUGAAGUAACUCUUCUCUUUUCUGGCUUUCACCAAUUACUCUAAAAGUUAUGACAUUUCUACUCCUAAAAGUUGUUCCAAAUUUGUCUCGAAGAAUCUUAACUAGAGACUUAACUACUCCUUCUCAAACCCAUAUUGGGAAAAAAAUUAUCUUGUUUGAUGGGAAAGAUGCCUACAUAAACCGUCUUUGUGAUUCCAAGCUAUUCAAAGAAGCUAUAGACAUUCUCUGUGGCCAAAGUCGUUUAAGAGAGGCGGUUCAAUUGCUUUAUCGCAUCGAGAAACCCUAUGCUUCAAUAUACUUGACUUUAUUAAAAUUUUGUCUUAAACAACGAGCUCUUAAGGAGGGUAAACAAGUCCAUGCACACAUCAAAACCUCCGGGUCCAUUGGAUUAUACAUUUCAAAUCGUUUGCUUGAUAUGUAUGCUAAAUGUGGGAGCUUGGUGGAUGCCGAGAAAGUCUUUGAUGAAAUGGUUCAUAGGGAUUUGUGUUCUUGGAAUAUCAUGAUUUCUGGGUAUGUCAAAGGAGGGAAUUUUGAGAAAGCAAGAAAUUUGUUCGACAAAAUGCCUAAUAGAGAUAACUUUUCUUGGACAGCAAUUAUAUCUGGUUGUGUUCAACAUAACCGUCCUGAAGAGGCGUUGGAGUUGUAUAGAUUGAUGCAAAAGCAUGACUACUCGAAAUCCAACAAGUGUACUAUAUCUAGUGCACUUGCUGCUUCAGCAGCUAUUCCAAGUUUACACAUGGGAAAGAAGAUACAUGGUCAUAUAAUGAGAAUGGGGUUGGAUUCAGAUGAGGUUGUUUGGUGCUCACUAUUGGAUAUGUAUGGGAAAUGCGGAAGUAUAGAGGAAGCUAGAUACAUUUUUGACAAGAUGGAGGAAAGAGAUGUCGUUUCAUGGACAACGAUGAUCCAUACGUACCUCAAAAAUGGGAGGAGAGAAGAGGGAUUUGCUUUAUUUAGACACUUGAUGAAUUCAAAUAUCAUGCCAAAUGACUUCACAUUUGCUGGUGUCUUGAAUGCUUGUGCUGAUCUUGCAGCAGAGGAUUUAGGUAAGCAAAUUCACGCCUACAUGGUGCGUGUAGGAUUCGACUCAUUUUCAUCUGCAGCAAGCGCUCUAGUUCAUAUGUAUUCAAAGUGUGGUGACAUUGAGAAUGCCAAGAGUGUAUUCGAAAUAUUGCCCCAACCUGAUUUGUUUUCAUGGACUUCACUACUUGUUGGUUAUGCACAACACGGUCAACACGACAAGGCCCUCCAUUUCUUUGAAUUGCUACUUAAAUCAGGCACUAAGCCUGAUGGUAUUGCUUUUAUCGGAGUUUUGUCUGCUUGUGCUCAUGCUGGGUUAGUUGAUAAGGGACUUGAGUAUUUCCACUCCAUCAAGGAAAAGCAUGGAUUGACUCGUACCAUUGAUCACUAUGCUUGUAUAAUCGACCUAUUGGCUCGUGCUGGUCAGUUUACAGAAGCCGAGAGCAUAAUUAACGAAAUGCCAAUUAAGCCAGAUAAAUAUAUAUGGGCUGCUUUACUUGGUGGUUGUAGAAUACACGGAAACCUUGAACUAGCCAAAAGAGCGGCAAAAUCAUUAUUUGAAAUAGAGCCUGAGAAUCCAGCCACUUAUGUUACUCUAGCCAAUAUUUAUGCAAGUGCAGGUAUGCGGGCUGAAGAAGCAAAUAUUAGAGAGACUAUGGAUAGUAGGGGAAUAGUGAAGAAGCCUGGGAUGAGUUGGAUAGAGAUCAGGAGAGAGGUUCACGUGUUCUCCGUCGGAGACAACUCACAUCCGAAAUCAAAGGAAAUACUCGAGUAUUUGAGCGAGCUCUCGAAGAGAAUGAAAGAAGUUGGUUAUGUACCUGAUACAAACUUUGUGUUACAUGAUGUGGAAUUGGAACAGAAAGAAGAGAACCUUUCUUACCAUAGUGAGAAACUUGCAGUUGCAUUUGGAAUUAUUUCAACCCCUUCAGGUACUCCAAUUAAAGUUUUCAAGAAUCUUAGAACUUGUGUAGAUUGCCAUAAUGCAAUUAAGUUUAUUUCUAAUAUAACAGGGAGAAAAAUUAUUGUGAGAGAUUCAAAUAGAUUUCAUUGUUUUGAAGGUGGUAGUUGUUCAUGUAAGGACUAUUGGUGAUUGUUGUAAAUGAUUGGUUGGGAUUUGUUCAAACCUUUGUCAAGUUGUUUCAAUCAUAUUUACUAACAUGAGAAUUGAAGUUAGUUUUGACCUCAAGGUCGAUACUACCUGCUUUAUAACAUUGGGUUCUGCUUUA